GUGGGCUCGUGAACCGGAAGUGUUCGCGUGUGCCACACUGCACCAUGGCUCCCGGGGGCUGUUGUUGUCAUCAUAAUACUACCAUAUUAUAAAUAUUUAUAUGCCGAAUAGUAGGACUGCUUUUUUCCUCUCAUUAUGUCAGUCUUCUUAUAUCGUGACGUUAUUUUAAAAGCGUCCCCCUGUUCUUAGGUAUAGAGUUUUACAAUUUUUAGUAAAGGUGAAAGAAAAAACAUCAAGUUUUAACAAGUUAAUCGACAAAUAAUUUUGUAAAUAGUCUGGAGAAAAACUCUUCACAAAGAAAUCUGGCGCGUUGCCCCCAGUCGUAAGCAAUCGCAGAUUUUCCAGAUACGAGAGCUAAAAUGGACGACUUCAGCUCGAUAAGCCUCUUCUCCCUGGCGAUGCUGGUGGGCUGCUACGUGGCGGGCACCAUUCCUCUGGCCGUCAACUUCUCCGAGGAGAAGCUGAACCUUGUCACGGUGUUGGGGGCAGGAUUGUUAUGUGGCACAGCAUUGGCUGUCAUCAUCCCAGAGGGAGUCCACGCACUUUAUGAGGAAAUCUUGGAAGGAAAACACGGUUUGGUUGAGAGCCAAGCUGCAGAGGCUGUGGUGAAGACGGGAGAGGGAGUGGCAGCGGUGGCAGCAGAGCAUGACCACGCUCACGACCAUGCCCAACUGCAUGCCUACAUUGGUGUUUCACUAGUGCUAGGCUUUGUCUUCAUGCUGCUUGUCGACCAGAUUGGCACUUCCCAUGUGCAUUCAGCUGAUGAUCCGGAGGCUGCUAGAACUGCUAAUUCUAAAAUCACAACUACGCUUGGAUUGGUUGUACAUGCUGCAGCUGAUGGAGUGGCUCUCGGAGCAGCCGCCUCCACUUCACAGACCAGUGUACAGCUCAUCGUAUUUGUUGCCAUCAUGCUGCACAAGGCUCCAGCAGCCUUUGGUUUGGUCUCCUUCCUGAUGCAUGCAGGCCUUGAACGCAAUCGAAUUCGAAAGCAUCUUUUGGUUUUUGCCCUGGCAGCUCCCCUCAUGUCAAUGCUUACUUAUGUUGGACUCAGCAAGAGUAGUAAAGAGGCCCUUUCAGAAGUGAAUGCAACUGGUGUCGCCAUGCUGUUUUCUGCUGGGACGUUCCUCUACGUGGCCACUGUUCACGUUCUCCCAGAGGUGGGAGGUGGCGGGCACAGCCACAUGCCCAAUCCAAGUGGGAGCAACGGGGGAAAGGGACUGAGUAAAGUGGAGGUGGCGGCCUUGGUGGUAGGCUGCCUUAUUCCACUUGUUCUCUCCAUCGGACAUCAACAUUAAUACAUGACGGGGACUUUUGUAUAGGAAUUGAUGUCAUUUGGGACUAUUAAUAGAACACAAUUUCUUCUGGUCGGUGUGGUCUCCCAAGGGCAGUGGGUCAUGGCUUAAAAGGAAAUUGAUUCAUAUCUAGGUAAUCUAAGCAAGAAAACAACAAUCGGUGUCCCACGUUUUGGCCUGGAUACAAAGGACAAGACAUUUUUUAGCAGGUAGGUAGGUUCCUGUUGUGGAAUAAAAACACAUCUUGUACAUUUAAAUUUUUACUUGGACUGAUAAAAGGAGCAAGAAGUAGAAAUUCAUGUGGGAGGUGUGAUGUAAAUGUUUUUAAUUUUUUAUUGUAAAAACAAUAGGUUUAUAAGAGACAUCUAACGGUCAAUAAUAAUACUUUGUAUACUUUGCACCUCUUUUAAGCCAUGUUCGAUACUUGUCCUUGUUGGUGCAACAGUCCCCAAGCAUUCAUCAGUGGGUGUUCUCGCAUGGGUGGUUGUAGUCUUAAUUUUUUCACCAAACACAGAUCGAGCAUUGCCGAAAUGAUCCUCAACUUUAACGUGGACACCUUUGAAUGUCCACAAGCUGUAUGUGUCAAAUAAUCAUACUGAACGCACAGGCUUAAAGGUGAACUUGUUUAAAUGAAGUAAAUUAUGAGUUGUUCCCAUUAAGUUUGUUUUCUGAUUCAAUGAUGAUAUUUUUGGACAAUGAAAAGUAAUGUCUUAAUUAUUCAAAUCCUUGGUCCAAUUGUUGAAGAGACUUUCUGUGGCAGUUCAUUCAAUUGUGUUUUUGUAAUUACAAAAUCUAAUUUAAUAUGUGUGAAAUCUAUGUUAAUCCACUGGCAGAAACUAUUAUGUGAUGAAUACAUAUGUGCAAGAAAUUAUGGGGCGAUACAUUGGUGCUUUCAUUGGGUUUUUGGUGCUUUGUCUUUCAUUUGAGCCACUAGUUCUGGCUGUGAAGGUUAUUAUUAAAACAGUUGUAGGUGAUUUACUCUGAACAUGUGAUGAACUUCAAAACGUUCUGCCUUCUGUAUUAUUCACACUGUCCGUAGUCCUCCUCAGGUGUCAAAUAUUACAGGCUGCAAUAUUUUUUCUCCCCACAGUGGAAUUAUAAUCAAAAACUAUAAAUUCAUCACUUUGUCAGAUAAGGAGCAAUUCAAUAACAUUUUGAAACAUUUAAAGAAAAUAUUUCAACCCCUUAAUCGUGCAUUACGUCCUUUUUGAAAAGCCAGGCAAUGGGAGGAUAGGACACGACCUUUUAUUUUUGGAUACGUCAUUAAACAGUUUGGUGACCAUGUAUCGAAUGUUCAUGCCAAAUAAAAAUGUAAAAAUCAGAGCUUAA
Erpetoichthys calabaricus (reedfish) is the source of this 2621-nucleotide messenger RNA. RefSeq names its product solute carrier family 39 member 9 (gene slc39a9). The coding region runs from base 360 to 1295 and encodes 311 amino acids. Gene Ontology annotation, cellular component: membrane. Gene Ontology annotation, molecular function: metal ion transmembrane transporter activity. The record is from RefSeq and is a predicted model, not a curated record. The transcript has 8 exons. Gene Ontology annotation, biological process: transmembrane transport; zinc ion transport. Lineage: Eukaryota; Metazoa; Chordata; Cladistia; Polypteriformes; Polypteridae.